AUGAACGGCAGGACCAAAUCGGAAAGAAAGGGCAAAACUCCACGGAGGCCACCCUGAAGAAAACAUCCCACUCCACAAAAAGACCCAGUUGGUGUGUACUGCCGUAUCCGCCCUUUAGGAGCUACAGAUGAGGAGUGUUGUAUUGAAAUGAUCAGCAGCACCACCAUUCAGCUGCAUGCUCCUGAUGGCAUCAAAGCCAACCGCAAUGGGGAAUACAAAGAGACUCAGUACUCCUUCAAAAAAGUGUUUGGGAUCCAAACCUCCCAAAUAGAGUUGUUUGAGGAUGUUGCCAAACCACUUGUGGAUGACCUCAUUCACUGCAAGAAUGGAUURCUUUUCACUUAUGGCGUCACAGGCAGUGGAAAGACGUUUACCAUGACGGGCUCUCCAGGAGAAGGAGGUCUCCUCCCCCGCUCUCUGGACAUGCUGUUCAACAGCAUCGGUCCAUUACAGGCCAAGAGAUUUGUGUUUAGGACAGACGACAAGAAUGGCAUGGAGAUCCAAGGUCAGGUGGACGCUCUCCUGGAGAGACAGAAGAGAGAAUCAAAUCAACAGUCCACAGUGCCCAAAACACCGUCCUCAAAGCAAAAACCUGACCCAGAGUUCGCAGACAUGAUCGGUCCAGAGGAGGCUUGCAAAUGUGAGGGAGUUGACGAGGACAGCUGUUACAGUGUGUUUGUGUCCUACAUAGAAAUAUACAAUAACUACAUCUACGAUCUGCUGGAAGAAGCUCCAAUAGACCCCAUACGACACAAACCGCCUCAAUCAAAGAUUUUACGUGAGGACCAGAACCACAACAUGUACGUGUCAGGAUGCACAGAGGUCGAGGUGAAGUCCACAGAGGAAGCCUUCGAAGUGUUUUGGCGGGGUCAAAAGAAAAGGAGGAUUGCCGAUACUCAGCUGAACCGCGAGUCCAGUCGCUCUCACAGUGUGUCAUUUGUCAAACUGGCACAAGCUCCGCUGGACGCAGAUGGAGACCACAUUCUACAGGACAAGAACCAGGUGACUGUUAGCCAGCUGUGUCUGGUGGACCUGGCAGGGAGUGAACGCACCAGCAGGACUAAAGGAGGCAGCCGCCUCCGGGAAGCAGGUGAGCUGACAACGCAACUCAACCAGUCCCUGAUGACGUUACGCACCUGUAUAGAAGUCCUCAGAGAGAACCAGAUGUGUGGAACAAACCGGAUGGUUCCUUACAGAGACUCUAAAGUCACACAUCUGUUCAAGAACUUUGACGGUGAAGGGAAAGUCCGCAUGGUUGUGUGUGUCAACCCUAAAGCCGACGACUAUGAAGAAACCAUGUUGGUCAUGCGCUUUGCGGAGUUGACCCAGGAGGUUGAGGUGGCGCGUCCGGUGGACAGGCCCAUCUGCAGCCUGGCAGCGGGGCGGAGACACCGGAACCAGGCCUUCAGAGACGAGUUGUCACGACGCCAGGAGGAGCACCCCGGGGGACCCAGCAACACCGAGGAUGGCUCGGUGCUGAACCAGCUCCUGGACAGCCUGCCGGCCCUGCCUGCCUGUGAGUUGGUGGAUCCCACCGAUGAGCAGAUCCUGCCRCGCCUCAUAGAGGUGCUGGAGAGGAGGCACCGCAUCCGCCAGAUGAUCACUGAGCAGUACACCAGAACUGCCAACACGCUGAAAUCGAUGCUCCAGGAGUUUGAUGGCCACCUGAUGGCCAAGGAGAACUUCAUCCAUGAACAGCGGGGUAAACUAGGGGAGAAGGACAAGAUCAUGUUCAACCAGAAGAAUGAGAUGGAUCGGCUGGAGAAGAAAUCCAAAAUGCUGGAAUACAAGAUUGACACUCAGAAGACCACCAAUAUCUAUGAGGGGACAAAGCGGUCGCUGCAGCAGGAGCUGGAGAGCCGUGAGCAGAGGCUGCAGCGGGAGCUGUCGGAGAAGCGCAUGGAGGCACGCAUGCAGGGCAUGGUGUCUGACACCAAACACCAGUGGGAGAAGGAGUGUGAGCGUCGUGUGAACGCCAAGCAGCUGGAGAUGCAGAACAAGCUGUGGGUGAAGGAUGAGAAGCUGAAGCAGCUGAAGGCCAUCGUAUCAGAGAGUAACAGCAGCGCCAUCUCAGAGCAGCAGCGUCCCCCACCACCCCCAGACAAGCCCCAGAGGAACUCCCGGGAGAAGGACCAGCCUCGCGCCCCUGAGAAGAGAUCUCGCUCGCCACUGCCCACUCCCUCCUGCUACCACCACCAGGUCAGCACAGCUCAGUGCCACCUCCUCCCACCCUCCUCCUCCGCUGGUAGUCUCUCAGUAGCCUCCGUCAUCUCUGAGUGGGAGCAGAGGUUCCCCAUAGGUAGGGACCCCCCCGGGACACCCGGAGCGUACGGAAGAACGACCCCAUACGGAAGCAGCAGUAUGGGCCGCAGGAGAGGCCAGCGAUGGGCCCCUGAGACAGAGGCCCCGGGCCCCAGCCACACGUACGGGCUAGACCUAGAGUCAAGCUCAAGGGUUAGUGUGUGUUAGAAUUUCACUCUGAGGGACUGGUUUCCCAGACAAAGAUUAAGCAUAUUCCUGCUUUUGGCUUCAUCUGUGUCUUGGAAAUCAGGAGGUAAACUUUAAGUAGCUGGAUCUGCCAUGCUUGUAGACCCGGAUAGAACUGCACCCUAGACCCGGAUAGAACUGUAGCUGCUUGGUUUGUAUUCUUACCUACUGUACAUGUGCUAGCUAUUAGGACCAGGCUGAUGCCAGUAUCGAUACUCGUUAGUGUCAUGGCAAGAAAACAAAACACAAUAUUUAACAUAUAGCAGGUUUUUAAAGGCCGAAGAGUUUGGUCUGUUUCGUGUGCCAUGCAAACAUACAAUUGCGACGCUGGUAUCAUCACAGUAGUUAGAUCUGCUAUGCUUGUAGUCCUGUAGGCUUUAAUCUGUGUGUUUGUAUGUGUGUAGAUGUACCAUAGCUAGAUCUGCUAUGCUUGUAGUCCUGUAGGCUUUAAUCUGUGUGUUUGUAUGUGUGUAGA
Molecule: messenger RNA, 2962 nt
Organism: Salvelinus sp. IW2-2015
Lineage: Eukaryota; Metazoa; Chordata; Actinopteri; Salmoniformes; Salmonidae
Source: RefSeq, a predicted model, not a curated record